CCAAAAUAACACAACGAAAUUAUGGAUUCUGGUUUGUCAUGGGCAGAUCAAUGGGACAACAACCCAGACCCUUUUGAUCCAGUAUCGGAGAAAAACAAGAAAAAAAGCAAGGAUGAAUCAAAGGUGAGCAAAAUUGGGAAGAGUGUGUUGAGCCUCAAAUGGAUGAAAGAACUACGCAAGAAAACUCAAAAAUGAUGAAAAUGCUGUGAUUGUAUUUCUUAUGAAAGUCUACUUUUUUUUUUUUGAAAGGUUAUCAAAGUCUACUUGACUCUUUGGAAUUAACAUUCGCAGUAAUGUAAUUGAGGACUUAAUGUUGACCUUUUUGUCCAAUAAAAAGGCUUGUUGAAGCAAA
This is a messenger RNA of Medicago truncatula (barrel medic), 352 nucleotides long. RefSeq lists its product as uncharacterized. The transcript has a single exon. Bases 22 to 195 code for a protein of 57 amino acids. The record is from RefSeq and is a predicted model, not a curated record. NCBI's taxonomy places the organism in Eukaryota, Viridiplantae, Streptophyta, Magnoliopsida, Fabales, Fabaceae.